GUACCUAUUGAAAAAUAUGAAGUGUUUUUUAAUUACUUACCUAUUUUUAAAGGUACUUUUGUAAAAUAAAUUGUGAUUCUAAGUUCUAUGGAUUAUUUAUAGAUGACUAUUUCACAAAAUUUCAAUUCGAUACUUACAAUGUAUUAAUGCAGCAUUCGUUUUAUCCUGUUAAAAUCUAGUAACUGUUAGAGAAACCUGCCUUUCACACCACAUAUCUGUAUUUAAUAAAUGGUUAUGAAUACCAGAAGAAAAUCUAUUCAUAAUAGCAUCAAAACACCUGACGACAUUCAUAAACCACCACUACGUGAUGCUCAUAAAAUUGCCCAGAGUAGUGAAAUAAAAACAUUAGUUGGAGAUGUUGGUAGCAUAUCAACUAUAGCAAGUAAGACCAACAAGAGCAGAAGGACUAAACUACAACAUACAUCAUCUGCAAAGCAUCAUCUGACAUUCCAAAAGAUUGAAAAGACGUACAAUAUGAAGAACUCCGUUAAACCAAAUUUCUUAUAUCCAAGCGGUCUUUACAAAGCGGAUUCGGGUGAACCAAAAUUAAAAAAUACAAGGAAUGAGAAACAAAAAAAGUCAGUAUUGACCCUUCCCACCAAUUCAGCACCAUUACCUAAUGGAUGCACGGUAAGUGAUAUGACGGACUACUAUGUGUCUAAAACUGAACAAGACCAUUUUAAAUCUAACCAUUCAUUGCAGUCUAAAGAAAUGUAUAAUUGCAAAGUAACUGGAAAAAUCAAAUUCGUGAAUACCAGCAUUAUUGAAGAUAAAACAAAACACGUUAAAGCAAAGAAAGGACAAAAAUCAUAUCUAACGAAAACCAAGACUGGAAAGGGGGAUCUAAAUGAGAUUUGGUCAGUACUUAAAAGCGUUAACCACAUGCAAUUUAGGCAGUCAUCUAUUGUUUCCAUCGAUAGUGAGAUACACACAAAACGGACAAAGACUGUUAAUAAUCCUUUGUACAAACAUAAAAUUUGCAACAAACGAUUAAUAGAAAAAUGCUGUACAACAGAAAAAAUUGAGCUUUCUGAAAAAUCUAAAACCCUGACACCGGAAUCAUCACUAUCAACACUGUCUAGAAACGGUAAAAUAACAAUAAUGAAUGAAGAGGACCAAUUUCACAAAUUAUGCAAGAAAGUUAACACUAGAUUGCAAAACCAAGUUAAACACUCUCACAAAAGUACUGAAGCAAAUAACCCAAAAGCAUGCAAUAAAUUUCAAUCACCUAAAACAUUGAUGGUCCAAAAUUAUCAAAACAGGCAUAAUAAACGUGACAAACCAUAUAAUAUGAUAAAUGGCAAAUUCUCCCAAAAUAAUUCAAAACAAUUUGAAAGAGGUGAUGCCUCAUCGGGAUCUAGUAAAGCAAGAAGAUUUUACGAAUAUGGGCAUAAAAAAUAUGUUAAAUCAUCUAUGCCGCAUAACAGAGAGAGUAAUAGUGAAGACAACAUUAAAAGUGACGCACAUAAUCGUAACGGCAUAAUCAAAGUAGUAUUCAAUAAUGAAAGGAUAGUAAAGGAAAGCUCACUAGACUCUAGUUUGGAAGAAAGGGAUUCGCCACCAAUUCCCAGACUAAGAUAUAAAUCAAAAUGUCCUACACCAAAGAGAUCUGGAAUUAAUGAAUUGAGAAGGCAGCUUGCUCGUAUACGGUUCCCUGUUGUAGUAACAGAGUGCGAUGAAUUAAGUUCUACAAUAGAGGUAUCAAACCAAAGUCCGCCCCAGUUCGACGGGUUAGAAAAGCAAAUCUGGCCCUUUAUGAAGGAUUGGUUCAAUAAAAACCACCUAACUUCGAAAUGUAAAACAUAUUUCAGAGAACAUAGACUGAAUUCGAAAUCCACUAAAUUGCAAAGCCAAUCAAUUCCUAGAAGCAAUGUAGAUGCGGCUAAAAAAAGGCUAAUUCUUAGGGCUGAUCACACUAAAGUUAUAAAAGGGGAUAACUUGACACAAAAUAAAAAUGUUACAAAUAAAAUAACUCAACCAAACAAAAAUACAAAUUUAAAAGAAACUGCAGUGGACUUGUUUAAUAAGAAUCUGAUUGGUGAAAAUACUGGUAUUAAACCUAACAAAUGCACUAAAAAUCAGGCUAAGCAAAUGUCUGCACAAGGUGAUCAGCCUUAUUGUAUGAAAGAACUCAAGUAUGCAAAAGGAAAUUUAGCAAGUGAUUUUAUCGAAAAUGUGAUCAAAAAAGUUUGUAGUGGUGUAUAUUACAAUAAAGAUAUUUCCAAAGAACCCAUUGAAAGUGUCCAAAUUAAUCGAGAUGAGAUUAAAAGUGAAUUGAUGAAACCACGAAAAGCUUUAUUACCAGUUGCUACUAUUAGCCCAAGUAACAUUUUUGCAACUAUACUGGCAUAUGAUGAAAUCUUGAAUAGUAUGGAAGUUAAUACUAAAAACACUAAAGAAUUAGAACUAAUAAAUAGCAUAGCUAACAUAGUGGUUCGAUUUGAUAUAGCAUUGCACUCAUUCAAUGAAUGUGCCCAAGUCACCGGUUCAUCAAAUUGCAUUUCAAUCACUGAUCCCGAUAGUAGUCUCAAAGUUUUUAAAUCUAACACCGCUUUAUUUAAUCACAUGUUACCGGCAUCCGUAUGCACACUGAUGCCUAUGUAUAUGCGUAAAAUCUUAUUGAAUACAAAGUCUAUGUGUAAACCAAAGGCUUUAUGGGAUCGAAAUCACACAUCAUCUGAAGUAACUGUAACAGAAAUACCACCAUCGGUGAAUUUACCAUCAUCCCAAUCCCUUCAACCGAAGCUUACUGUAAACGAAACUAUUCCUUUGGUGCCAUUAGCAAGGAAAAUAUUUAAAAAAGGACACUUCGGGCGCACAACAGCUAUCGGGAAGAUUAAGGACAAGAAGACAUCUGGUAAAGCUCUGCAUCCUGACAGUUUCCAAGAAGUUUCGAAAUUGCUUUCUAAAGUCAUGAGGCCAUGGUCAACUCAAGACAAUUCCUAUAUCAGGGUAAUGUUAGCUUAUUCUAAUAAUAAGAACACUUUAAAUCAACAUAGCGCAGAUAAUAUUGAUACAGUCCCAAUAAGUGCUAUACAUUCUCACAUUGCUCGAAAUCGGACUCUCAUUAGUUCUUCGGGAUUUGAUGUUAACUCUAUCAUGUUUAAAAUGAUGCAUUACUUCAACAGUCAAAUAAACUAUUGCUUUAAUUGGCCGACCAACAUAUCACAAUUAAAUAUUUGGUAUGGAGAAUACUUAGAGAACACACAAAUAUCAAUCAGGUUCGAAAUGAAAAACCAUCAAGACUAUCAGAAAAUUAUAACAAUUAAUCUAGAUGAAGUAGAUUUUAGUAAAGUAAACGUAAAAAGCUUUGGCAAUAAUAUGAAAUCUCUGGAUUAUCAUAAAACUGCAAAAACCACAAAGUUAAUAGAAGAAUCGUUAACAAAUUCAGAGAUGAACGUAAAAAAUAACUCAAGUAAAGCUUCGCUGAAGAAUAGUACAAUAAGAAACAAAAGAUUUCUGAGGCUUUACAGAAAAUGCAACUCUAUGAGUGAUAUCCAAGAGAAGAAAAGUGUAUCUUUACCUUUAAAUAAAAUAACGAUCAAAGACUUUUUUGAAAUCCUUGGACUAAAGCAAACUCUGGUAGACGUAAUGGAUGGAGUUGUAGAAAAGAAGAUAUUGGAAUGUUUAUCUGAAAUGAAAUCAUGGGUUUCUGAGAUAAGUCCAAGGCAAGCAUUGCUGGUAUUCCUGUUGUCAAACAAGAAAGAUACGCCGAGCUUGGUUAAAUUGAGACCGGUCGUUCUGCAAGCUAUAGCAGUCAAUAGAAUCACGCGUUCAAGUGAACUUGAUAUAGAAAUAGAAGUAAUUGAGAAAGAACAAAUUUGCCCCAUUGUCAUUCAGCAAGAUAACCCAGUCGUGCUACAUAAGCAGAAUUUCCUGUUGGAUGAACUGGUUUGGAUAGCAAAAACUACUGCAUCAGAUUACAAACGGCCUUUCAAUGAAGAUUCAGAAAAGCUACUUAAAUCACUAUUAUCGAAACGGAAGAAGCUAAAUCCUUCUUAUCUUCGAGUGAUGGCGCGGUACGUCGGUCUAGGGCUAUUGAAAUCACCUCGCAAAAAUGUAUAAUAUGUAAACCAUUUUCUUUGAAAUUUUUGAUGUCCCUCAUGUCCCUAACCUUGAAUAAAUAGCAUACAAUGGUUUUAAAAA
Plutella xylostella (diamondback moth) is the source of this 4146-nucleotide messenger RNA. RefSeq lists its product as uncharacterized. The record is from RefSeq and is a predicted model, not a curated record. NCBI's taxonomy places the organism in Eukaryota, Metazoa, Arthropoda, Insecta, Lepidoptera, Plutellidae.